This is a messenger RNA of Spinacia oleracea (spinach), 1451 nucleotides long. Its product is annotated as mitotic checkpoint protein BUB3.3. NCBI's taxonomy places the organism in Eukaryota, Viridiplantae, Streptophyta, Magnoliopsida, Caryophyllales, Amaranthaceae. The transcript is spliced from 9 exons. Bases 254 to 1234 code for a protein of 326 amino acids. Gene Ontology annotation, molecular function: protein binding. The record is from RefSeq and is a predicted model, not a curated record.
AUUGAUGCUCUUACGGAGUAUGUGAAAUCUUAAACUUUUUUUUUAUAUACAGCAAUCAAUUUGGAGCGGGAAUUCAAAAACUCAAAUUCUUCAAUCCUCCAACAGUAUAACUUUUUCUAGGGCAAAAUACCCUUUCCUUCUAUCCUUAAUCCCACAUUUCCAAAUCCCCCCCAAAUUUUAACAAUUUGGGGAAGUAAUUAUUCACUUAUUAUUUCAAAAUUCAAAUCCCAAUUUAGGCUUUUUUGGGGAGGAAAUGAGUGGAAAUUGUUUGAAUUUCGGAAAACCCAUAAAAGAUGCAAUCACUCGAGUUCGUUUCGCCCCAGAAUCUAACAAUCUUCUCAUUUCCUCCUGGGAUUCUAGUGUCAGAUUGGUGGAUGUGGAAAGCAGUAAGCUUAGAUUAGAAGCUCAAACGGAAGCUGCAGUUCUUGAUUGCUGUUUUCAGAGUGAGUCUGUUGCUGUCUCCGCUGCUUCAGAUGGUUCCAUUUUCAGGUACGACUUACAUUCUGGAGUUUAUGACAUUAUUGGAAAGCAUGAAGAUUCAGCAACUUGCAUUGAGUAUUCUUCUGAUACAGGGAAAGUGAUAACAGCUGGUUGGGAUAGAAAUGUGUUAUCAUGGGACUCACGCUCAGCAAAAGCUUCACAUGCGUUGGUUGGCUUCAAUUCACUUGUGGAGUCUAUUUCACUCCGCGGCGUUGAAUUGUUGGUGGCCAUUGGAUCCUCAGUAUGUAAAUAUGACUUGAGGAAAAUGAAUGAAGCAAUCCAAGCAGAGGGUUCAUCAAUGGAUGCAUGGAUAAGAUGUGUGAGCUCCAUGGCAUGCGAGAAAGGCUUUGCUACUGGUUUGCUCGAUGGUCGCGUGACGCUGCAAUCAAAGUCAUGUGAUACGGGGUAUACAUUUCGCUGUGAUCCAAAGUCAAAGAAAGGAAAGUAUCAUCUUGUAACAGUGAAUGAUAUCGCCUUCAAUCAAUUUCUCCCAGGUGUUUUUGUCACUGGUGAUUAUGCCGGUCAUGUUAUUGCAUGGGAUGGUUCAAGCAGGAAGAGAUUGUUGGAGCUUCCAAGAUAUCCAAAUAGCGUGGCUUCAUUAUCAUAUAACCAUACAGGGGAGCUUUUGGCAGUUGCUUCAAGUUAUACAUACCAAGAAGCUAAUGAAAUAGAAGACCAACCUCAAAUAUUCAUACAAGAAUUGGGUGAAAGUAAGUUGAAAUCUGCCGCGGCUGGAAGUUCUUCUCGAAGAUAGUGAUGGUUUUUCAAAUGUCAAUGUAGAUUAAAAAAAAAUAAUAAUUAAGUACGUCAUUGGAGAUUCUCAUUUAGAAUGGAACUCACCCUCAUUUUUGCACCUGUGGUAUGUUGUAUAAUUAAAGCCACUUUGUAUGUUGUAAAAUGAUUUCAGUGUUUGAUUUGCAUUCAAAUCGUAACACUUAUAAAGUCAUGAACUUAGUUUAUUAUUCCUGUAA